Messenger RNA from Seminavis robusta, 1824 nucleotides. NCBI's taxonomy places the organism in Eukaryota, Bacillariophyta, Bacillariophyceae, Naviculales, Naviculaceae. The record is from the annotation of a GenBank genome assembly.
UCGUCCCAGCCAAUAUCCUCAUUCCAUCUUCGCGGUCCGAUUGCAUUCGACGACAACCAUCAAACCACCACCCUUUCCUAGCUCCUGCAUACAGUACAGUACAGUUAGAGUGAUAGAGAGAUAUUAUAGAAAAGCCAUGGUGAAACUGUUGGAGCACAUUGCCAAUCGGAAUUCAGAAAAUGAAGAGUCCCUCCGAGGCCUGCGGAAACGUCGAGUCAUUGCGUAUCUCUUUGUCAUGGUCGCAUCCUUUAUCUUGUUGGGGCAGGACUGGAAAAAUCCGCUAUUGACUGUCAAUAUGAUAGAGAGUAGCAACCAUACGCACUACAAUGCUACUCAUCACAACAAUAACCACAGUUCCACCAGCAAGAACAUCAACAAAAAAGCAACAAAAGAGACAGCAGCACCAAAAGAGACAGCACCGAAAGAGACAGCAACAACAUCAUCAUUAAGAAAGACAAAGAAUGAAACCAUUCCUCCUCCACUUCCUGUAGAUCCUCCUCCACUACCUCGCAUUGCCUACAUUGCCAUGGGCCACUUGAACUCGACCGAUCGGUGGGAUGGAUGUCUUCAUCCCGCUACAGACUAUUUUGUGCCAUCGCCAGACCCCUACUAUAUUGUCAUGAACGAACAAUGGCGUGCCAAGUACGAACAACUGGUCGAAACCAACAGCACAUUUCAAAACUAUUCCAGUCGCAUUCAACCCAUCUACACCGAAUGCAUGCCCGAAACCAAAGGAUGGCCGUCGUGUUGCAAACAAGAUCAAGGAUUGGCACAUUUUUACAAGCACUACUAUUUUGAUGCUACCAAUCAAAACAAAAAGUAUGAUUGGAUCUGCUUUCAAGAUGACGACGAAUACAUUCGCCAUCGCGCCAUGCAAGAAUUCUUGCGCUAUCUUCCCAUCACCGACGAACCAAUCGUGAUUGCCUCUGAUCCUCCCGAAGGACAUCCACUGGGGAAAAGUGGAUACAUUCCCAAACAAUCGCCGUACAAAUGCCCUCGCGACAGUGACAAUUGGAAAUAUCCAUGGGGACAACCCGUCUUUUAUAAUCAAGCCGCGUUUGAAUUGCUAAUGCCAGCCUGGAAGGCAGGCGCCAUGACGAAACAAUGCAAGGAAUUUGACUUGUAUGCACACGACACCGGCAAUGCGCUGCUUCAUUGGAUGUUUGGGAUACCUGCCUUGUGGAUGCGAAAUCCCGCCAGUAUCAAAUCCGGAAUGCGCAAUGACUUUUUGGGAAUGCAUUCUGUAUCCCGAUUUGGACCACAAUCGUCCAUGAAAGCCGUGCACGAACGAUACCAGAAAAUGUCGUAUCCCUACAAUAAUGAACUGCGACCACAGUACCUGUGGUCCUCCAAUGCGACCGGUUUCAAUCAAACCAAAACCUAUCAAUUAUACGGUCAUCCAUCUACUUGGGGGGAGUCGUGGCAUAUCUUUCCCACGUCCGAUUGUCAAAAGAGUUUUGAGUAGUAGUUUAUGGUUUUGGGAAAACACAUAACAGGAUGAUGAUUCAUUGAUGCUAACAAUUGAGUUGGACGAGCGUUUGUUCAUCCAUGCUCGCAUCACAUUGUGUGUCAUCUGACAAGGCUCGAAUUGAUCAACUGAGUGGACGGUGACAUUGAGGAUCCGAGGGACGAACUAGGGAAACUGCUCCAUCGAACAAUGAAGGCAACGACUGCACUAAACCUCAUAGAGGCAGCAGUCCAGGUGCCUAAUGACAGUUAGCUAGUUGCUACAGUGGUUGUUAAUAAAAGCAUACAAGAAAUCAAUGACUAUUAUAUGGCUAUUGCCGUCUACAGCUAUAGAUUUUGGCAUCAUCAUUUCUUCCA